AUGGACAGGAGCACCAGCACCAGGGGCAUGGAGGGGCAGCUCAGGAGCCCCAGCCAGAAGGCGGAAAAUAAGCACGAGGAGAAGGUCCAGGAUCCCGACAGAGAGAAGGACGAGCCCAAGGCAGACAUGGGGAGCAAAAGUUGGGCAGAGCUGGCUGGGGAGAUGAAGAUAUUCCUGUGGAACCCGGAGGAGAGAACAUGCCUGGGGAGAACAGCCAAGAGCUGGGGCUUGAUCCUCCUGUUUUAUUUCAUCUUCUACACGUGCCUGGCGGGGAUGUUUGCCUUCUGCCUGUAYGCCAUGCUGCUCACGCUGAGCCCCUACACACCCAGGUUCCGGGACCGCGUGUCUCCGCCAGGAGUGAUGAUCAGACCGUACUUGAACGGCUUCACCAUCGCCUUCAACGUGUCCCAGCCCAGCACGUGGCAGCCCUACGUGGACAGCAUGCACCACUUCCUGGCAGCUUAUGAUGACAAAGUUCAAGAGGAGAAGAAUAUCGAGUGUGUCCCAGGACAGUAUUUCAUCCAGGGGGGAUAUGACAGCGUGGAGAAGAAGGCCUGCCAGUUCAAGCGCUCGCUGCUGCAGAACUGCUCUGGCAUCGAGGACCCAACGUUUGGCUUCUCAAAAGGGCAGCCCUGCAUCCUGCUGAAGAUGAACCGGAUCAUAGGGUACCACCCUGGUGCCGGGGCCCCGGUGAGCGUGGACUGCAAAGUGCAGAAAGGCAAUGAGAGUCACCUCAGGUCGGUGGAUUUCUACCCUGGGAACGGCACGUUUGAUCUCAUGUAUUACCCCUACUACGGCAAGUUCACCCAUGUGAACUACACCUCCCCUCUGGUGGCCAUGCACUUCACAGACGUGCAGAGGAAUCACUUGGUCCCCAUUCAGUGCAGGCUGAAUGGGAAAGGAAUUAUCAACGACCUGAACAGCGACCGCUUCCUGGGCCGAAUCAUCUUCACGCUCAGCAUCGGGAAGUAGCCCCUGCCAACAGCAGGCACUUAGGUUAUGUCAAUCAGAGGCUUUUUCCUUUUUAAAGCAUCAAGACAGCAUUUUUUUUCUGCUAGGAAAAACAGGCACGUGGAGAUUAUUGUUAAUUUAUUUUUGUUCGUAGUUAGGAAACCAAUGAGAUACAAUGGARUGUGGAUCCACAUUUUUCAUUGUCUGAUGUAAAUCAUUAUUAGUAAAAAUUAAAAGUUUUCCCCCCGGGCAGAGAACCUGCAAAAGGUUUCACUUUUGAUUGAAAAAGACCUCUGGUAUCCAAAUACUACUUUCACAAGGUCUUUUAUGAGUGAUCCCUGUAGAAUGCAUUUUUUUUGGCUUUAAAUUUUAAUUUUUAGCAUAGUUUUAUGUGCAUUUCUCAGGCAAAAGCUAAAAAGGAGGCAGUUUAUUAGCACUAUUCUUGUUAAAAUAAUAAACAGCAAAAAUUCUGGAUUAUGUCUGCAAUAACAGAGUUGAAAAGUGAAAAUGGAAGCUCUCAAAAUGUUUUCUAGGAUCUCUAGCCCUGAAACAUCUUGACUGCAGYAUUUUACACAGCUUGUUCAGCACACUGAAGGUGUUGGGCAAGGCCCACAUAGAAAAUCAUUUGUCCUUGAACCUUUCCAGCUGUUCCUCUCUAAAGUGGGAAGAUUAAUGCCUUUCUCCCUCCCUCUUCCUCACUCCAGUGCUUCUCCCUGCCCCAGGAAUCCUCACCCAGUGUCUUGUGCAGGGAUGAGUGAGAGGAACUCUUCUCUCUGUCACAGCUCACGGGCUGGCAGUGCCCCCUCUCAGGCACAGAAAUGCCCAAAGCUUUCAGAGCUGUCCUUCCCAGCUCCAGAGAGGYCACAGCCACAGUGCUGCAGCAAAAGGCAGGGAAUGCUCAGUCCUUUCACGGUGAAGGGGUCAGUGCUGAUGUGAGUGAAGGCAUCAGUUUAUCACCCCAAAGAUGAAGCACACCCGUCCUUGUCCRAGCAGAGCUGCCCUGAGCAGCCCCAGCUGCCUGGGCUGUGACACAGACCAGCUGCACUGGGAGCUGUGAGAACACAGCAGGACAGGACACCUUGGGCUAAUGUACUACUUGGAAAGCACACUUACUAAAAUUACUGACUGAACAGGGCCAUUCUGCUAUGUUUGUCCUACAUCCAYGGUCCAGGUUCUUUAUCUGCCGUCGUUUCCUGAUCUAUAUCGGUCUCUAAGAUGUAAUUUUUUGUAUUUAAAAUAA
Molecule: messenger RNA, 2191 nt
Organism: Malurus melanocephalus (red-backed fairy wren)
Lineage: Eukaryota; Metazoa; Chordata; Aves; Passeriformes; Maluridae
Gene: ATP1B4
Product: ATPase Na+/K+ transporting family member beta 4
Exons: 8
Coding region: 1-972 (323 amino acids)
Biological process (GO): regulation of DNA-templated transcription; sodium ion transport; potassium ion transport
Cellular component (GO): nuclear inner membrane; sodium:potassium-exchanging ATPase complex
Source: RefSeq, a predicted model, not a curated record